This is a messenger RNA of Giardia duodenalis, 1437 nucleotides long. RefSeq lists its product as uncharacterized. Lineage: Eukaryota; Fornicata; Diplomonadida; Hexamitidae. The transcript has a single exon. The coding region runs from base 1 to 1437 and encodes 478 amino acids. The record is from RefSeq and is a predicted model, not a curated record.
AUGAGUGGGCUAGCUCACAUAUGUCAGCAGCUAGAAUACGACCGCCAUGAAGCCGCUGCCCUGGCUUGGGUGGAUGACAUGCCAAUAAUCAAACACUCAUUGGAGUUUAUUACCUCCAACUUUGUUGUGUUAUCGAAGUACGAAGCAUCUCUCUUGGAGCAAGUACCUAAUGGCCUCAGAGACCUAUCUGAGGAGGCCUUGGAUCAGAAGAUAGCAGUCUUGGAGGAAGAACUGCUGGGCUUUCAGCAGCCGCACGGUGAACUGAAGAGCUCCAUUCAAUCCGCUGCGCCAUAUCUGCAAGAGCUAGCUGAUGACCUCGGCCAAGCAGGGGUGCCCGAAAAGCUUCCAACUUUGGCUGCAGAGCUUGAGAAUUUACAGGUGACACUCAGGCAGAACGUUGUCUCAAUCUUAAACACGCCCAAGGAUCUACGAGCACAACUAGAUGCUCUCCAUCAGUUUUUUAGUGAAGAAGUUAAGGAGGAAUGCAAUCCGCAAGUUUUAGAAACAUUUCUAGAAAAAGAAGAUUGGUUUAUACAGAUUGUUUCCGCAACCACUAAAGAGAUUGAGGAGAACGUCACAUCAAUCCAAAGUAGUAUCGAGAAGUAUUCAGCGGAGUGCUCUGCUGCAAUAAAUUGCCACAGAGAGUCCGUAAGUAUGGUCCUGUACCAAAGACUAGCUUAUCUUCUGUGCACCUCACGUCUACAGAAGCUGACCGAAGUGUUGCCUCUUCACGCUGCUGGAAAAUACCUCCCACAAUUCUCUACAGCCUUGGAAGAGUUUGUUACUGUACACAAUGAGUACAAGGACUUGCUUGCCUCAUGCUCUAAGCUGGCAGCAACCGUCAUCUGUUGCCCAGAAGCCCUCUCUCAGCAGCUUAUAGCCGAAGCACUUCUUCAGAGAUGCAAUGACGCAAAGGGACAAGCCUUUGAUAUGCUACUGGAGACAAUGUCAGACGCAAUGUUGCGUGGACAACGGGGAGCGGCUCGGGCUUAUGACAAGAACAGGAUCAUCAGUGCUGUUAUGAAAGCGUCUAGCGAACUACUCGGCUCUCUGUCUAGCCUGCAGAAGAACCAUAUUUCGCCGAUGGUGGCGGCGAUGAAGCUCGUGGCGAAGGCCAGGGAGGAGUUUGUGCUUUCUCCUAUGUCUGCCUUAGGAUAUCAGGCCGUAGUUUCCGCUUUAUCCGGUUCUGCUGUUCGAGGUGCAGCACAAGUGGCCGAUACUUUAGUACUUGUGUCGCAAGUCGGUCAAUCAAAUCGGGAAAAUAAUACGGCCGAUCUAUCGGAUGUUCUUAGCCUGCAAGAUAAAUUCAUCUCUGCCAUAGAUAGUGGAGCUGAUGGAUAUGCCCAGUCAGCCGUUCUUACUCGCUUACAGCAAGCCAUUCAAAAGACGCAGCAAUCCCUUGAACACUACUCUAACGCUUUAGAGCCACAAUUGUAA